AUGAGGCGCCGGACCCGUCGCAGUCUCGUUCAUCUGGCCUUCUUCGCCGGAAUCCUCAGCCUCAUCCUCUUCCUCAACCGGCCAUCCUCCCCCGGUCGGCCCUUUGCCUGGACCACCGUCACCUAUGAGACCACCGCGAAGCAACUCCCGGAAGCCCGGGGCCAAUGUCCCGGUCUAGCCAAGACAGACAAGCCCGUUCUAGUGGUAUCGCGGGUCACGGCAGAUGCCUCAGACUGGCUCGCACCGCUAGCAGAGCAAUAUCAUCUCUGCGUCUACACAGCAGACGCACCGGCAGAUGCCCGUAGCACGCACCUGCAAGUGCCCGCCAACCGGGGCCACGAGGCGAUGGGCUACCUGACCUUCUUGAUCGACAACUAUGCCCAACUACCCGCCACGGGGAUGGUGUUCGUGCACGGGUCUCGUUGGGCCUGGCACAACGAUGCGCCCGACUAUGACAACGCGGCCCUGCUGGCGGCGUUGAACAUAUCGGCUGCCCUGGCUCCCUGGGGAUACCACAAUCUCCGCUGCGACUGGAGCGUCAGCACUUGUUCCCCCAAGACACCCGCGCAGGGCAGCCUGGAGCUGUCCAUGCAGUCGGUGCUUGAGCCGUGGAGCGCGCGGACAGCCUCUGACGUCGCGCUGCCAGGCGCGCUGGCCAACCUAUUUGGCAAAGACCAGAUCAGCUUGGAGCUGGAGAGCGCACGAGUGCUGCUUGGUCGGAACGACGCGGUGCGCGCUCAGUGCUGCGCACAGUUUGUGGUCAGUCGCGAGAGCGUCUGGCAGCACACGCGGGAUGAGUACAUUGCGCUGCGGCAGUGGCUGCUGGAUGGCAGCGAUGAUGCUGCCCAGCCCGGAGCAGGAGGAGGGGGACGACGAUCCCCGUCGGCCCGCCGAGCAGCACCACGGGAUGAUCGCAUUGCCGGUCGGAUAUUGUCGUAUGUGUGGCACAUCCUGUUUAUUCGACGCGGUGCUCUUCAUGCCGAUGAUGGAUCGGCAGCGAUUGACCUGGAGCGAUUGAAUGGCAUUGCAUGUCCGCGGGCGGACGAAUGCUACUGUCGGUUGUAUGGCCGGUGCAAUCUGGGCCGAUGCAGCGCCGGCAGUUGCUUUGGGCAGUAUCAGUUACCUCCGGAUUUCAAGGUUCCUGCGUGGGUGACCGAGAAGGGAGGUUCAUGA
This is a messenger RNA of Aspergillus niger, 1173 nucleotides long. RefSeq lists its product as uncharacterized. The transcript has a single exon. Bases 1 to 1173 code for a protein of 390 amino acids. NCBI's taxonomy places the organism in Eukaryota, Fungi, Ascomycota, Eurotiomycetes, Eurotiales, Aspergillaceae. The record is from RefSeq and is a predicted model, not a curated record.